Messenger RNA from Ixodes scapularis (black-legged tick), 1286 nucleotides. RefSeq names its product gastric triacylglycerol lipase-like. The transcript is spliced from 9 exons. Gene Ontology annotation, biological process: lipid metabolic process. Gene Ontology annotation, molecular function: hydrolase activity, acting on ester bonds. The record is from RefSeq and is a predicted model, not a curated record. Bases 1 to 1281 code for a protein of 426 amino acids. Lineage: Eukaryota; Metazoa; Arthropoda; Arachnida; Ixodida; Ixodidae.
AUGUCGCCACCGUGGCACCUAGGGGGGUUUGUCCUGAUCGCUACUGCCGCUUGUGGGCUGUCGACGCCCUUGCUGCGUUCCAAGGGGCUGCAGGAGCCGCUCUACACCGGAAAUGAUCCUGACGCUUGCAAGGACAUUGAACACCUGGUCGUGAGCAAGGGCUACCCGUUCGAGCGUCACCACGUGACCACGGACGACGGCUACGUCUUGGAGAUGCACCGCCUUCCCGGAGGCAGGCGGCCCUGCACGGAGCCCUGCCACAGGGAACCCGUGCUCCUGAUGACGGGCCUUGGCACGGACUCCGCGUCUUUCGUCGCGGACUUCCCGGACCAGUCUCUGGGGUUUCUGUUGGCAGACAUCGGGUACGACGUGUGGCUGGCCAACACGCGAGGAAACACGUUCGGAAAACAGCACGUCAACCUGUCCGUCAAGUCCAAACGCUUCUGGGACUUCUCCUUUCACGAGCAUGGCAUCUACGAUGCUCCGGCGCAGAUCGACUAUGUCCUCAAGGAGCGACAGCUCAGCUGUCUUCUUUACGUGGGCAUCUCUCAAGGCACCCUCAUGUUCUUCGUCAUGAUGUCCGAAAGGCCCGAGUACAACGCCAAGGUUAAGGCGUUCGUAGCUUUGGCACCAUUUCGGAAGUUCAACAAGUCGCCGCUGACAAUCGUGAAAGCUUUACCAGUCACGGAACGACUGCUUAGGCUGGCCGGAUACGCCAACCUGGACAAGCUGACUUCCCACAGUGUCCUGAACGCAUACACGGCCAAGGGAGUGUGCGGGUUGUCCGUGCAGAGCGUCUGCACUGCGUUGGCCGACAAGAUCAUGAACUUCGGCAGCAAGUACGCCAACAGGUCUAGGAUGCCUGUUUAUUUGUGCAAACUUCCCGCCGGCACGUCCAUGAAGAACUUGCAGCAUUUUUUGCAGCUCAUGAUCUCUAAGAAAUCUCAGAAGUUCGACUACGGCCCGGAGAAGAACGCCGAGAUCUACGGGCAGGCCGAGCCUCCGCUGUAUAGCCUAGACACGAUGACCACGGACGUGGGCGCCUUCUGGAGCCUCGGUGACAAGCUGGUCUUCCCGGACACCGUGGCCCAGCUCAUCGAGGACCUGGGACCCCGGGUCAAAAAGAACGUGUACAUCGACGACCCGGACUACACGCACAUCAAUUUUGUCAACGCCCUCAUCAACCCGGAAGUCCUCUUCCCCGACCUCCUGGAGUUCCUCGCACGCUACCUCGGACGUCCCUGCGAGCGCGGCCUGGAACCCCAUAUGAACGAAGAAUAAAAGAA